GGGAUGGACUUUAAGAUCCCUUCCCACCCAAACCAUUCCACGAUUCUAACAGCUGCAAUCAAUGACCUUGGAGGCCUUUUCCACCAGAAACAAUUCUAAGCAGCUGCAGAAAGAAAACCACCAGGGGUGUUCCCAAACCUGACACAGGAAAGGAACAGUUUUCCACAGCUCCCAGAGCCUCCCUGCUGCGUGUGGCAGCAACUGUCACGUCAAGGCAGUUGAUUGCAGACUCUGCCUAAUGAACGUGGGCAGCAGAUGACAGCUGCUCCGGUGCUUUGGCGCUGCUUCCAAAGCCAUUCCACACUAGUAGGUGGCCGUGCUAUUUUGGAUGUAUGAAAGCACUGCAAGGCUUGGAAACAUCCAGCUCAUUCCUUGACAGUUCAGGUGGAAAUAAGAGUUUCUUGACAGAAGGUGAAUGGGAAAAAACCCCCUUCAUAUUCCUUUUUUCUAGGAAGCGGGUUAAGUGGUGAUCACAGAGAUUCAAGGAAUCCCAGAAUGGUUUGAGUGGGAAGGGAUCUCAAACAUCAUUUGGUUCCAACCUCGUGCCAUGGGCAGGGACACUUUGCACUAGCCAGGCUACUCCAACCUGGUUUUGAACACUUCCAGGGAUGGGGCAGCCAGAGCUUCUCCAGAUAUUGAAGGAUUUCUUAGGAAGCAGAAGGGAUACAAAGGCAAUAGAAUGCCUAAGUAAGUCUCUGCAUGGAAACAUGGGCGAGCACAAUUCCUUAUCCUGUGCCAGCAAAGUGGUUCCUCCGGCUGCGAGGACACAAUGCAAGCUCACAACAGAUAAGGAACAUCAAGAGGGAAAUUAAGAGUCUAAUUGGUGUCUUAGGAGCCACCUGAGCAAAAUGACCUUUGGGUACUGGCAGCAGCAGUGUCUGAGAAAGCACCGAUGGUAUCAGCCCUAAGCCAGGAUCCUUCCAAGUCCCAUCCACCAACCCCAGGAAUUUGCUGGGCUGGAUGGAAGAGGCUGCCUGAGACUCAUGCAGAUGAAUCACCCACACAAACCUGAAGCCCCACCUCACACUGGGAUUGAAAUUUAAAACAGCCAGGAGAUUAUUUACAGCCUGGUUUGGGAGCUCUGCUGACACAAGGAGCUCUCGGAGUGGCGGGAGGGAGAGCAGCCUGAUCCAGGUGGGCUCCCAGCACGUGCUCCCGGGUGCCUGAGCGUGGGCUGAGGCUCCACCACUCCACACACCUACUUCCUGCAAUCCUGGCAAUUACCAACGGAGUGAAACCCAGUUUCUGACGUGGCUGACUCAGCAAGGGCUUGGCUCAAAACAAACACAUCCACGCAGGGAGCGCAGCCCGGGAAGCAGCGACGGGUGGCACAUGAAGAGAAGGCAGCAGCAGCGCUGGGGAGUUUUGGCAUUCUGGGUCCAACCUGGCUGAAUUCCUGCACUCCUGGCUGAGCUCUCCCUGGACUUGCUUCUUCAUCCUGGUCUCCGAGUGCUCCAGCAGCUUCUUCUCUUCACUCCCGGACUCCGGGCUGCUCCAACAGGGUCCCGGAGCCGCAGCACACGUUUAACGAGCUCGCUCACACGCCGCCGCUCCUCUCCACUCCAGGGGAGACUCCUUCAGAUCCGAGACAAGCCAAGUGCUCCUCACCACGGCGUGGAGUUUGCAUUUCCUGCACUACCAGCCUCUCCGUGCUCCUUGCAGCUCCGGGAACGGGGCAGGAAGAGGUCGAUCCUGUUGCGUGGCUCCCUGCUGAUCCCUCAGCUCCCGCCUGUGAGGAGCCAGCUUUCCUGCUCCUCGCUGCCUUUCCUCACCAUGGAUACUUGGCGCAGGGGGUCCAUCAAGUCCACCACCUUCUUCCGCCGCUUCUCCCUCAGGAGGCACAAAAAGCUGGGCAACCAAGUCAUCAUCCUGAACCAGAACAGCCACACUCUGGACACGGACGGCCAGAAGAGGGAAUGCUUGAGGGAUCUGAAGGACAAGUCCGAGUACCUGUCCUGUCAGAGCGAGCAGAACCUGGCCAAGGCACAAGCCCCUCCCAAGCCUCCCCGGCUGUACCUGGACAGUUCCAGCUGCCCCAACAUCAUCGACCGCACAGAUUCCCACUCCGACCUCUCCUUUUCCGACGCUGCUCCGUACCACAAAGCCACUCCGACGCACAAGGACCAGGCUACGGACCACGGCACCUCAGAGGCAGGUCUCCCAAACAGCACCACUCUUCCCGACCUGGCUGACCCCUUCCUGUCCUUCAAAGUGGAUUUGGGGCUAUCGCUCCUUGAGGAUGUGCUGCAGACCCUCAGGAAACAGAACCCCAGGGAUUACGCCAUUUGAAGGUAUUCCUUGUCCAUCACAUC
Molecule: messenger RNA, 2312 nt
Organism: Motacilla alba alba
Lineage: Eukaryota; Metazoa; Chordata; Aves; Passeriformes; Motacillidae
Gene: C5H15orf62
Product: chromosome 5 C15orf62 homolog
Exons: 2
Coding region: 1774-2289 (171 amino acids)
Source: RefSeq, a predicted model, not a curated record